AUGGAGAUGCAAGCCGUUGACAGCCAGGUCGAUACAGAGGGUCCCGUGAAGCCCAAGGUUGGAGGAGUCCGCAACAACCAAGGGGGGAUGAUGCAUUCCGCCCCUCCGAAAAUGGGUUCUCAUCCCCGAAAGAAGGCACCCGUCGAUAGCUGGGAAGAUGAAAUGCUAAGCGAAGAUGAGGAGGAUGUUGAAAAGACCGAGGACAAAUGCGAUUCCCGUGAAUCAAAAGUCCAGACAAAAGGACGUCGACGGAAGGCCGGAUCGGAGAAGAAGCAAUUGGAGAAGAAGGUGCCUGCAGACAAGUCCCAGGGGUCUAUGAUUCUAGUUUCUCGGGCCUUUACAGAGCUCCAAGCAGAGUUUGAGUCCAAGUUCAGGGCAAUGUGGGCCUGA
Molecule: messenger RNA, 390 nt
Organism: Penicillium salamii
Lineage: Eukaryota; Fungi; Ascomycota; Eurotiomycetes; Eurotiales; Aspergillaceae
Source: the annotation of a GenBank genome assembly